GCCCCGGCGCGCGCUCCUCGGCACCCACAAGGGCGUUCAGCAGCGCGCCUCCCCUGCCCGCUGCCCCCCUCCUCCUCCGGCUGCUGCAGGCGAGGACACGUCAGGGGACAUAAAUAAAUAAAUAAUUCCAUUCACCGGGUGACAGCGAGGCGAACCGGCUGCGACUGGGCGGGGGAGGACCCAGAGCUGCAGCGCCCACCCUGUGCCAGAGAUCAGAUAAAGCUUCAUGGUCUUUGAGUGUAGACCAUUCAUCUGGGAAGCCAGAUUACUGGACAGGGCAGAGGUAAAAGCAGGAGCUCAGAAGUCUGGCCCGUCUGGGUUCUGAUCUCAGCUCUGCCACUUGAGCAUUAAGGGAGUUAGUCUUAAGAUGUGAUGCUCUUUUUUUGUGAAGACGUAGAUCAAGAAAUUGUGGGAAACCAAGAACUCUAAGACUCUGAGCCAAUAGAGCUACUCUAUAACGCAGAGCCUGUCUACCUCUCUUUCUUUGCUUUGCCUUCAAAUAUUGCACUUCAGCACAAAGCGACUAGGCUAAAAGAUUCCACAAAAAACCCAAAGAAAUCUAUUCAAGAGGUCAUCUAUCAACAGGUUACUUGAAUUUGAAAUACAGGAACGAAAUGCCACCAAUGCCAAGUUCCCCACCUUUAUACCCACCUCCUGAUGGAGGAUGGGGCUGGGUUGUGGUUGGAGCAUCUUUUAUCUCCAUUGGAUUUUCAUAUGCAUUCCCCAAAGCCGUCACAGUAUUCUUCAAAGAAAUUCAGCAAAUAUUCCACACCACGUACAGUGAAAUAGCAUGGAUAUCAUCCAUUAUGCUGGCUGUUAUGUAUGCAGGAGGUCCCAUCAGCAGUGUUUUGGUGAAUAAAUAUGGCAGCCGGCCAGUGGUGAUAGUAGGAGGCUUACUCUGCUGUUUGGGAAUGGUGUUGGCCUCUUUCAGUUCCAGUGUAGUAGAGCUUUACCUCACUGUGGGCUUCAUUGGAGGUUUAGGUUUAGCCUUCAACCUGCAACCAGCCUUAACAAUAAUUGGCAAGUACUUCUAUAAGAAACGACCCAUAGCGAAUGGAUUGGCCAUGGCAGGGAGUCCUGUUUUCUUAAGUACAUUGGCCCCUUUCAAUCAGUUCCUUUUUAAUAGUUAUGGCUGGAAAGGAAGCUUCUUGAUUUUAGGAGGUAUAUUUUUGAAUGCCUGCGUGGCUGGGGCCCUCAUGAGACCCCUUGGCCCCAAACAAACUACUCAGUCGAAAAAUAAGAUCAGCAUAAGAGCAGAAGAUACAGAAUCAAAGAAAAUCCAACAGAAGAAAUCGACAUGGAACAAAAUUAACAAAUAUUUAGAUUUCUCCCUUUUUAAGCACAGAGGAUUUCUGAUCUAUCUAUCUGGAAACGUCAUCAUGUUUCUGGGUUUUUUUGCCCCUAUCAUCUUCCUGGCUCCGUAUGCUAAGGACAGGGGAAUAGAUGAGUAUUCCGCAGCUUUCUUGUUGUCUGUUAUGGCUUUUGUUGAUAUGUUUGCCAGGCCUUGUGGAGGAUUAAUUGCAAACUCCAAACUUAUCCGUCCCCGAAUCCAGUACUUCUUCAGUUUUGCGGUCAUGUUUACUGGAAUCUGUCAUCUCUUGUGCCCCCUGGCACAGAGCUACACGAGCCUGGUGGUAUAUGCUGUAUUUUUUGGCUAUGGAUUUGGGAGUGUUAGCAGCGUCCUCUUUGAAACUCUCAUGGACCUUGUUGGAGCUCCAAGGUUUUCCAGUGCAGUGGGACUCGUCACCGUGGUAGAGUGUGGUCCCGUUCUUCUUGGCCCUCCUAUUGCUGGUAAAUUGGUGGAUAUAACUGGAGAUUAUAAAUACAUGUACUUAGCCAGUGGGGCUAUUGUGGUAGCCUCAAGUAUAUGGCUGCUCAUUGGUAAUGCUAUAAACUAUAGAUUGCUUGCAAAGGAAAGGAAGAAGGAAGAGGCAAUGAAGAAGCAAAUGAACACAGAGGAGUUCAGAGAAUCGGAACCCUUGAGCAAUGCUAAACAGGAUGAAGUUACUGUCAAAAUGCCAAAAGGAGAGAGUGCGCCCUCAGAAAGAGAAACUAAUAUUUAACAAGAAUCACGCCUCUGACUUCAGUAUUCAUGAAUUUACUUAGAAGUUUGCUUCUGUUUUGCAAAAUAUUAAAAAGGUUUUUAGUUGAAACAGGCAGCCACAGAUAAGAAUGGAAAUGAGAUUUUACUCGAUGGCAAAUUGUAAACUAGUUCCUAAAAAUUUGUUUGGAUAGUUAAAUUUUGAGGUUAUGCAUACAAAGAAUCCAUGCAACGAGUUUAUUUCCAUACUCAACUCAGAAUGUGGUGGUUGAAAUACAAAUUUUAAAGUCUUCCAGGCAGGGACUUCUAGUGUCCAUUAUAGAAUGAGAUCUAAAUCUCAAACCCUGAUAUAAUUACUUAAAAAGAGAAUCCCAUAAAAAAGCCCUCUUCUCUUCACAUUUCAUUUUUAUUUGAUAUUAAAGUUUAAAAUAGAGGAAAAAUUAUUUUUCUCCUCAUACAUACUCACACACAAACAGACGCACACAUACACACAUGUACAUAAACAUAUACACUCAUGUACAUACCCACUUGAACACAGAGUAUAUGGAGAACAAAAGAAAAUAAAUAAAUUUGAAAAGGAUAUUAUCGUAGUCACUUGUUCAUUUUUUAAAGUAAAAAAAAAGUCCAUGGAAACAAAAAGAAUGUAUAUUUGCAUACUGUUUUACAAUGUGGAUUUUAAAGAUAGGCACGUAGAUGAAAAGGAGGGUGGUCUUAAUUCAGAAAUGUAAGUGGCUGCUAUUUAAAAAAGCACUUCUGUGUAUAAAAUAAGUCUGAGAAAAAAAGAAAGACUCCAUUUUAUACCAUUACUUUUGGGCAUUCUUAGACUUGAUUGAUCCACACCCAGGAUUUCUUUGAAGGGGUUUCACUAGUGCCUGGUGCUAGAGAAUAGAGCCCUCAAAUAAUUUUCAGAAUUCUUACUUAAUAUGUAAGUCAAACUAAAGAUCUGAAUGACAACUAGCAAUGAGCUACAUCCAUUAAUCUUAACAGGAUUUUAGUUUUUAAUCCACAAAUUAAGAACCUGGGAUUUCUUUUAACUAGGCCUCAAUUUAGUUUCACCAUCAUACUGAAAUAUCAAAGAAGAAUGAAUCUGAAUCCUAGCUGAUAAGUUCAUAAACAGACCGAAUCCUAAUUUUUUCCAAUCCUUAGCAGUGAUCUAAGGUUCCUGUUAUGCGCAAUCCAUGUAGUAUAGCUAACUAAGAUUGUGAGGUCAUUUUAUUGAGCCUUCUAAACUCCCUUCUAAACUUCCUCCCUUCCAAAACAAACAAACAAAAAAACAAAAGCAAGAUCAAAGCACAAACAGGUCUUUUCCUCAGCCACUGAAAAUGGCUAUAGGAAUGGUAGCUCUUGAAAAUUUUGCCCUCUUACUUAUUACACUAUGCUGCCUGUGACUCUAAGCAGGAAACUAUUAAAAAAAAAAAAAAAAAGCCCUAGAAGUAUAGACUGUGUGGCUUGGAAUUGUGAGUGUGGUUAAUACAUGAUGGCAAGAACCUUGGCAGAUUGCAGCCCAGGUUAACUCAGCAGUUUGUCAUUUUCCUGUGUGAAAACAUCUGAGAGUCUAAAUUUCUCUUUAAUACAGGCACAUUUGAUAGUUCUGUGCUUUCAAAACUACAAAUAUCAUAGCUAAAAUGAUAAAUAUUUACACCUACAAAUCUAAAGAUUAAUAUUCUGAUUAAUAAAAAGCAUUUAUAAUAUUAUUAUUGAAGUGAUGUCACCCUUCAUAUGUCCAAAAAACUUUGUUUUUCUUUUUCUUUUUUUUUUUUUAUUGCAGUAGAGGCAGGUGCUAUUCUUAUUUCUAAUGAGACUGUACCUGGACACCAUGCUUUUGUAAGAGUUCACAUUAAAGAUUUGAUCUUUAAAAUUUUUGCAUUCUUUAAGCAUGUGGCUCAUAUUUAGGGAGUGAUAUAAAUUUUUUUUUUCAUUUCAGAUUUGCUUUUUUGCAUAUGAUAGGAUGUUUAUAUUUUUCAAAUAUUGAAUAAAACAAGAUGUGCCAAGAUCAUAGAUAAAUAAAUGAAGAAAAAUGUGACAUUAUAUGGCUGUUUUUCAUUAGUUUCACUCAAUCUUGAUUCUCAAAUUAACUAGUUUUAUAUUAUUAGUGCUUUUGUAUUCAAUUCUAACUCAUCCUAUGAAAUGCAACAUGGUUGCUGUGUAGUAUUUCUCCAGUUAUAAACACUUCCGUAAAAAUACCUUGCAUUCUCUGAAAAUACACAUCUAAACUAAUACAGGUAUCAGACUCCAGGAAGGAAUAAUUAACAAAGUAAUGAUCUUGGAGUUUUGGUUCUUAAAACCAUAUCCUUAUCACGGGCUAGUAGAGACUUUCUGUGGGGUGCAUUCCAUUGCCUUCUCCGUGGGAAGAGGUUUAUUUGCCAACUGAAGAGUCAAGUCAAACCAAUUUAUACUUGCUUUGCUGCUCUUUGGUUGCCUUCCAUUAUCUCUUCAUUUUUAACAUUGAUUAUAUUAAUUUUUUAGGGGAAAAAAAGGAAGAAAAUUUGCAGAUUCAAAGUAUGAUGUCAUAUAUAGAGUCAUGCCUGAGAGUGCACAGUCAUAAAGUCAUAAAAAUACAUGCAUAUUACCCCGAAAAAUUAGUCCAGAACACACAUGAAACAUGAUAUAAAAACAUACUGGAUUAAGAAUUCUUUCGGCAUAUUAUAAGUCAUUCUACUUGUUCACUUUUAUUACUUCACCUCCAAUCAUUGGAAGAAUAAUUACAGAAUCAAAGAUUGAGCAAAGAAUAUUGGCCCAGAACUUUCAUUUAUUGCAUAGUCACACAAGUGGAGGAGUAAAUAUAUUUAGCCUCUGUGUCUGAAAAAUUAGUGCUGAACAUAUUUCUUUGCCUAAGUAACAAUAGAGUUUAUAUGUUCAAGAUAGAAAGCAAAGUCAAUUACUGCUAAAGUUCCUACUAGACUCUGUUGCCCACCAUGGAAUUUAUAGGAGGAUUGUCAUAAACCAGUGUACCAAAAUAAUUUAUGAUCACUGUCUAUUUUGCCAUUUGUGUUAACUUAGCAUCCCUUAUAUUUCAGUAUUUAUCCUUAAAUAUUUCUUCACAUUUUCUGACAGAUCAUCGGGUAUGGACUUGUCCUGACCUGUCCACAUCCUCUUUCCUAAUGCUUUUUAGGUCAACUUAAAAAAGAAGGGGCCAGGUUAUAGUAUAUUUCACAUGGGAAGACCUGAUUUUUUUCUCCGUAUUAAUUCAUAUGACUCAUUGAUUUCACUUGUUUGGUACCAGAUUCCAACUAAAUUAGUUCAUGGGCCCACAGGCUUCACCUGGACACCAGAAAAUAAGUGAAACACUUAGGUUUGAUAGGUCUAAACGUGCAUUUUAAAAUCCUGGCACUUUAUACACAUCAUUUUCUGCCUAUAAAAUGACAAGGGUAUUUAAAAGAGGAAAAGACACCAUAUAAAUAUUUUUUAUAUGGAUGCUAUAACCUUGAUAAAUUAGUUAAAACUUUUUUCAUCGAAAAUCUUUUUUUUUAAUCUUAUUGUGUAGAAUAUUUCAGACUUUUAAUAAAAUUAAAAUAAUAAAUGUAAGACUCAAUUUAAUUAGGGAGAAAGAAUACAAAGUGAGAAGGAAACUAAUAUUUAUGUAUCAUAUAUUUUGCUUAUAUAAUGCCUUUUAAUAUUCAAACCAAAGCCAUGGUAGAAGUAAUUAACGUGAUAUAAUUAAUGAGUGGAAACAGAAACAGACAUAAAAAGAAUCUCAGAAAAGUCCCCAAAGUUAAAAAGUAGUACAUGACCAAACCAAAAUUUAAACUCAGGUUUACCUAAAAGCAGAAAAGAGCCCCUCCCUGGGGUAUUCACUACCAUGUUGCUUCCAAAUAGAAACUACAGAGGCAAAAGUAGAUAAAGUAUAGAUACAAAAAUGUAAACAUUAUAUGGUAAACAAAUUAGAUUUUACUGAAAUUUGUAUUAUUUAUUCAGUGUUUAUUAGAGAAUAUGUUUGCUAUAAACUGAAUAUUAUUUCAAAUUGCUUGCUUUUUUUAGACAAUGAAAAUUAUCCCAAGUUAUGGUGAUGAUUAUGUAGUAGCCAUAAUUAUUUUAAAGUGACUUUUUUUCUCAUAAAAAUAGCAGCAUAUUUAUAUGACUCAAGCAUAAUAAAUUUUCCCUGAAGUUGGAUUUAGAAGGAGAAUGAUAUUUACUGUGGAUAAGGAAUUCCUAUACUGGCUGCUAUUUAUUAUAAUGUAAAAAGUGAAAACUACUUACUAUAAUAAAACAGUAUAUUUAGAAUUUUAGUGAUUAUCCCCAUUUGUAGGAUUAUCCAAAGCUGCCAUAAAAGGAGUUAAGAGAUUCAGAGUAUUUGAUUUAUCCUUAUAAUAUGUAUUUCUUUUCAUUGUUCAAUACUGCUUCCCCUGAACAUAUUACUUUUCAGGUUUCUCUGAACAUCUAUGUCAUCAUUCAUUUUUUAUCAUUGUUGCUUCAUCUUCUCCCUCUGGACUCUUGAAAUCCUGAGAAUGUGUUUCUCCUACCUCUAUUGAGGGAUGCACUUCUAAUGCACUGCUUUCUUUAUGACCUCAUGAUGAAUCCAUGAAUCCGGUCCUAUCUAUUUGUGAUUUGGAAAAUAGUUGUCCUGACGCCAACUGUAUAUACUUAUCUUUCCAAAUAAGGGAACUCCUGUGACUAUAGAUAUGAGGUUUCCUGGACAGUGAAUAAGCUUAUGUUCUAAGUGUUUUAUUAGUAUAGUUUUCCUUACGCACAAUAAAUAUAUAAUUGAAUGUGAUUUUAAAGAAUCUUUUAAAAAAAAAGUCUUCCUAUCCUUGGCACUUAUUAUCAUGAAUGUUUCUGUUUUUCUUGAAGUGCCUGACACUUUUAGAAACAAAGCUGACCAUCACAGCAUUGCUGUAUAUAUCAACCUGUAGGCUUUGGCAAUGCAGUAGUAUCACUGAUAAAACAUAUCAAGUAAAUUUCUUACCAUAGUAGUUUAUAAAACCAAACAUUAAAUUUAUGGAUAUGAAAAACUAAAAUUAAAAUCUUGACUUUCUCAUCUCACCUUUUUUCUUUUAAGAUUUUUGACCUCUGCAUAUCCAUAUGCAUGAUCAUGUUUGUGAAUCCACUGAAAAGCUCAGAAGCCCAAAUAUCAGUAUUUAACUAUAAUGUCUGUGUUAUUGAAAUCAUGUUCAUUUUUGUUGAUGCAAUUAAAAUGAGUAAUUUUCUGA
Ictidomys tridecemlineatus (thirteen-lined ground squirrel) is the source of this 7188-nucleotide messenger RNA. It is a transcript of the gene Slc16a7, whose product is annotated as solute carrier family 16 member 7. Lineage: Eukaryota; Metazoa; Chordata; Mammalia; Rodentia; Sciuridae. Gene Ontology annotation, molecular function: lactate transmembrane transporter activity. Gene Ontology annotation, cellular component: basolateral plasma membrane. The record is from RefSeq and is a predicted model, not a curated record. Gene Ontology annotation, biological process: plasma membrane lactate transport.